This is a messenger RNA of Lycium barbarum (goji berry), 2110 nucleotides long. RefSeq lists its product as uncharacterized. The coding region runs from base 225 to 1532 and encodes 435 amino acids. The record is from RefSeq and is a predicted model, not a curated record. Lineage: Eukaryota; Viridiplantae; Streptophyta; Magnoliopsida; Solanales; Solanaceae. Gene Ontology annotation, molecular function: ubiquitin protein ligase activity. The transcript has 8 exons. Gene Ontology annotation, biological process: positive regulation of ERAD pathway.
GAAAAAAACAUCAGAUUCCCCCCCCCCCCCCCCACCCCCACGCCCCACAUAACAUUGUAAUUUUCAAUACGUCGAUUCUUUUUGAUUUUUCUUAAAGACGCGUUGACUGUAAGGAUAAAGUGUUAAUUAGGGUUUGCUAAUUGGGAGGAUUAAUUAUCCGUUUGAUCGGAUUAGCUUCUUCCACGGCGUUUCCAUAUCGAAGGGUUGGGUCUAGGGUUAGGGCGAUGCGAAUGGAAGCGUCCGGUGCAAAUUCGGACGCACACAGAGGUAUUUCUUCAUCGAGUAGUAACAAUAUUGGUAAUUCUAGAAGGCAUGGAGUACAAUUAUCUGCUGCUAAUUUAUUGCGUUCGCCAUUAUCCACGCUGUUGGAAUAUUCUGGAAUUCUAAGGACAAGAUCAAGUAAUUCAGAAUCGGAUAGUUUGAUAAACAGUGGGGUCACUUCUAGCUACCGCGAUCAAUUUCAGCCCCGCGUGGAUGAUGCUGGGGCAUCACCAGCUUCUGCCGGUGGCUCCGGUGAAGUUUCCAUUCGGAUUAUCGGUGCUGGCGAGCAGGAUGGGCCACUGAGGGAAGCGGAUGGGCAAAAUGAUGUUUUGGGGAGGCCAAUUUCGAGGUCGGGGUCUGCAGCUUCGGUGGGAGCAUUGGAGAGUCAAACGGGUGAUAGAGGGGCGGGAGAUGGAGUCUCGCAGCAGGUGAAUGGAAACGCUGAUACAGGGCCUACAGAUGCUAAUAAUAGGGAGCCUUCUUACCAAAGAUACGAUAUACAACAAGCUGCAAGGUGGAUCGAGCAAAUUAUUCCGUUCUCUUUGCUUUUGUUGAUUGUUUUCAUUCGACAGCAUUUGCAAGGUUUUUUUGUUACAAUUUUGAUUGCGGCUGUCAUGUUCAAGUCAAAUGAUAUUGUAAAGAAGCAGACUGCACUUAAGGGUGAGAGGAGAAUCUCUGUUCUGGUCGGCGUAUGUCUUUUGUUCGGCGGUUAUGUAAUUGGGUUUUAUUGGUGGUACCGUAAUGAAGAUCUUUUGUCUCCGUUGCUGAUGCUUCCACCAAAGGCCAUACCUCCUUUUUGGCAUGCCAUCUUCAUGAUCAUGGUGAACGAUACUUUGGUCCGCCAAGCAGCAAUGAUCUUCAAAUGUCUUCUUCUGAUGUAUUACAAGAAUAGCAGGGGCCGUAACUACCGUAAGCAGGGUCAAUUGUUAACUUUGGUUGAGUACCUUCUACUGCUAUAUCGCGCUUUGCUCCCAGCUCCAGUUUGGUAUCGUUUCUUUUUGAACAAGGAAUAUGGAAGCCUCUUUUCAUCAUUAAUGACGGGGCUGUAUUUAACUUUCAAGCUUACUUCUGUUGUCGAGAAGGUCCAAUCCUUCUUUACAGCUUUGAAAGCACUGUCACGUAAGGAGAUUCAUUAUGGAGUAUAUGCGACUUCUGAACAGGGUGUUGGAGAAGUUCCCUUCUGUUCUAGAAUGGAAAAAAGAAGAAGCAGUUCAUGCCUUGCUCUCUAUCUUUUUUAUGGGCAGGCAGCCACAUAUUCUAGUGUGCCCUAAAGUAACGCGGUAUUUUGUCCCGGGCGGGGGGGGGGGUAGGUGGAGGUUGGGGGCAGUGAGAUUAUUUUGGCGGAAGAAACAAAAGAUAGAAGAACUUUUUGAGUCAAAGGAGGAGAUGAGAUGAGGGAAAAGAAACCUUGGUAAGAAAGGGAAAGAAAGAAGUUAGAGAACGAGAGGAAGAAGAGGUGAAGAUAAAAGAUUGAUUAAUUUAUAUAGAACCAUAUAUCAUGAUCUUUCUGAAAAAAGUACUAUAUAAAAUGAUUUAUGGGCAAUGCCAAACACUCUGAGAGAGUGGAUGAUCAGUCGGAAGAGCGUGAGAAGGAGGAGAAGACGAAGGGCAUGGAUAUGGCACCACUAGCGGUAAUGUGGGUUGUUUGGAGAGAGAAAUAGGAGAGCUUUUGAAGGUGUAGAGCUGAGCUUCUCUUAGUUGAGGAGUAGUCUUUGUUCCCUUAUUUUCUUUUGGUGCACACAAAACGUUCCUUGUUGUAUAGAUGAAUGGGUGGAGUUUGUGGAGAAUCAUAUCGUUUUGUAAAUUCUCUACUCUUUUGUAUAUCUCUUAUCUAAGGCCGUUGUGACCA